Plectropomus leopardus (leopard coralgrouper) is the source of this 5028-nucleotide messenger RNA. It is a transcript of the gene casd1, whose product is annotated as CAS1 domain sialic acid O acetyltransferase 1. Gene Ontology annotation, molecular function: N-acetylneuraminate 9-O-acetyltransferase activity. NCBI's taxonomy places the organism in Eukaryota, Metazoa, Chordata, Actinopteri, Perciformes, Serranidae. Gene Ontology annotation, cellular component: Golgi membrane. The record is from RefSeq and is a predicted model, not a curated record.
GAGGAGGAAGUCUUCUUUCCAACAAGGCUGAAGUUUCAUUUUUAUCACUUCCUUGAAGUCUUCGAAGUUUCAGUUUUCAGAUACAUUGAUUGCGACCUGCGUGAGGAAAAAUAGGUGGUUUUAUUGUGAUACUGAGUUUUAUCUUAGUAAUUUUGAUCUUCAUCUGUCAGCGGUACGUUGAUGGAGAAGGAGGCGGUGUCGCAUGAGGCAGACCGGGCAGAUGGUGUGCAGGGAGGAGCGCCGCUGUUAGACUGCACAGGUGCUUGUUGUCAUGGAGGAGCAAAGAUGGCGGUCCUGGCCUAUAGCCUGGGCAAACGCGAAAUAAAUCAACAUUUUACCAUCAAAAAUGCCAAAUUGAUAUCGGUGGUAGUCGUCAUUUUACUCCUCGUGUUCCACACAGCUUCGCGGUAUUAUGGAGGCGGAGACUCAUGUGAAUGGCUGCUGUCCAGAGGACGUUACUUGGGGGAGAACGUAUGGCAGCCUUAUGGCUGCAUGAUGCACAAAUACAAAAGCAUUGAAGCCAAAACCUGCCUUGCUGGAAAGCAAGUGGUCUUUGUCGGUGAUUCAAGAAUCAGACAGUUAUUUUACUCCUUUAUCAAAAUUAUUGAACCUGGGCGAAGAGAUGAUGGGAACAAGCACGAGGACAUUAGCUUUGAAGAUAAAAGUUCCAAUGUGAAUGUGAACUUCCUGUGGUAUCCAGAGGCAAAUAAUUCAAUGAGGGAGCGCUUAAUAUCAUGGACACACGAAGGUUCAGCAAAACCAGAUGCUAUCAUUGUUGGAGCUGCAACAUGGUCCAUCAAGUUGCACAGUGGCAGCAGCGAGACGCUUCAGCAGUACAAACUCAACCUGACAGCCAUUGCUGUGCACCUGGAGAAGCUGGCAGACCACGCAGAGGUCUACUGGGUCCUGCAAGACCCAGUAAAUGAGGAAGUGUUGAGUGAGAGCAGGAAAAUGAUCACCAACCAACAGCUGGAGAUGUACAAUGAAGCGGCGGCAGACGUGCUCAACAGCAGCAAGCGCAACGGCAGGUCCCGCGUCAAGCUGUUGGCCGCGUCCCGCCAGGCUGCACUUGAAACGAUCUCCAAGUCAGAGGACGGCUUGCACAUGCCUGAGGGCACCAGGAAUGUGGGAGCCAUGGUCCUCAUGAACUCUUUGUGCAACAAGCUACUGAGGCCCAUUGACGGCUCCUGCUGCCAGACGUUGCAGCCCCCAAGCCUCCUCCAGAAACUCGCAGCAUGCUUCUUCCUGGGCUCAGCCUUGGUCUUCAUUGUCCUCCACAUCCUCGGCAACAACCGUCACCGCCGACCCGUGCCCCCGGACGUGGAGAGCUUAGAGGAGAAGAAGCCAGCGACUGCAGCUGUCCCCCUGGGACCAAAGGCGCCGUUCCAGGCCCUUUGCAGGAUGGGCAUCAUCAUGGGUUAUUUUUACCUUUGUGACAGAGCAGAUGUGUUCAUGAAAGAGCAGAAGCUGUACACACACUCCACGUUCUUCAUCCCUCUCAUCUAUAUACUCGUCCUCGGAGUGUUCUACAAUGAGAACACCAAAGAGACCAAAUUACUCAACCGAGAGCAAACAGACGAGUGGAAGGGCUGGAUGCAGUUGGUCAUUCUAAUCUAUCACAUAUCUGGAGCCAGCGCUUUCGUUCCGGUGUACAUGCAUGUGCGGGUGCUGGUGGCAGCGUACCUUUUCCAAACUGGCUAUGGACACUUUUCCUUUUUCUGGCUCAAAGGAGACUUUGGACUGUAUCGAGUGUGCCAGGUGCUUUUCCGUCUUAACUUCCUGGUCGUGGUGCUGUGCGUCGUAAUGGACAGACCAUACCAGUUCUAUUACUUUGUCCCGUUGGUCACUUUCUGGUUUGUCGUUAUCUACGCCACGCUGGCCAUGUGGCCUCAGAUCCUUCAGAAGAAGGCCAACAACAGUGGUUUGUGGCACUUUGGGGUCUUGGCAAAGUUUCUGGGCCUCCUGCUGUUCAUCUGCCUCUUUGCCUAUUCACAGGGUUUCUUUGAGCGUGUCUUCUCUGUGUGGCCCAUCUCCAAGCUCUUUGAGCUGAAUGGAAACAUCCACGAGUGGUGGUUCAGAUGGAAGCUGGACCGAUUUGUGGUGUUACAUGGCAUGCUAUUUGCCUUCAUCUAUCUGGUGCUUCAGAAGCGCCAGGUGCUGUCAGAGGGCAAAGGAGAGGCUCUCUUCUCUGCCAAGAUUUCCAACCUGCUCCUCUUCCUCUCUGUCGUCUCCUUCAUAACUUACUCAAUAUGGGCCAGCAGCUGCAAAACCAAAACAGAGUGCAACGAGAUGCAUCCUUACAUCUCUGUGGUCCAGAUUUUGGCUUUCAUCCUCAUCAGGAACAUUCCUGGCUACGCCCGCUCUGUAUAUAGUUCAUUCUUUGCAUGGUUCGGAAAGAUCUCCUUAGAGCUGUUCAUUUGCCAGUACCACAUCUGGCUGGCUGCAGACACCAGGGGAAUUUUGGUCCUGAUUCCAGGAAACCCUUCACUUAACAUCAUGGUGAGCACUUUCAUUUUUGUUUGUGUGGCUCAUGAGAUUUCCCUCAUCACCAAUGAACUGGCCCAGGUGGUCAUCCCCAAAGACAGCGUGGCCCUGCUGAAGAGACUGGGCGCCGUCGGGCUCUUCAGUGUGCUUGUAUUGCUGCUGGCCAGGAGCAGCACACACGGCGGCUGAUGGACACCUCUUGAUGGUUGGGGGCACAACAGACUCGCCAAGCCCCUGCUGAGGGUUGAGGUGAGGUGCAAAUGUACGACAGGAGCAGGCCCGGGGUUUUAGUCUACUGGUGGCCACUGAAGACGACUCUCUGUUGUGUUGCGUGACAACACAGGGACCUAUGGGAGAACUGUUGGCCAUCUUCGAGCAGAGUCUGUACUUUUUGACUGCUGUGAAAGUCGCACACUGAAUAAAAGAAAAAUACUCAAAAAAAAAAAAACAUUGCUCCUUUCAGGGCAAAGUGCAAAUUGCAAAAGAGGAAAAAAAAGAACAAAACGCUCAACGUUUACAUCAUCUGGAUUCAUUGAAGAGCUGUGAGGACAUUUUAAAAUCUAGAGAUUUAUGUAAGUCCUCUCUUUCAUAACCCCAAUGCUUGCUGUGUGAAUUUUUGCAGCGUUGCUUCUGUUUAGCCAAACCCACUACUAAGAGGUUUAUUUUGUAACAUACAGUACUUCUUAUCAUAACCUCACUCUUGAAAUGAUCACUUGGCACACACUCCGUCCAUAUGGCGAUAGCAAUUGAACGUGUUUUCACUCAGGUGGAUCCAUAAUCUACAUAUUCAGAUAUCUACAACAAAUCAAUUGUGCUGCAUUUUAUUAUCAACAUGACUUUGUACAGUAUUUCUGGUGACUUUAAAAUAGAUAUCUCAAUAUGCAAAAUAUGGACCAACAACUGGCGCGGGUGAUCAUAAAACUGUCAAAGUCAAAAUUUGGAGUGCAAUCGUUAAAAUGUCCCCUCGACAUAUUUUUGCUAAUGUUUUUGUGAGUGACUUUAGAAAUGUUUGCCUUGUGCUGAAAGGUACCGUGGUCACCUGCUGUAGCUCUGAAAUUCUAUGUGAUAUGUACAGUAUUUAAUGAUUUAAAUUAAGCUUAUAUUUUAUACAGGUUUUUUUUUCUUUUUGGCUUUGUUUUAUUUUGUACUUUUGCGCUCAUGACUGCUGUUUGUGAAGGAAGUAGAUAAUUUUAUACCCAUCCCAGCAUCUCAUAGAUGAUCACUUGCCUCAGAGACGCUUUGCGGAGGUUGAGCCUUUACACCCAUCUGUCCUAUUAUUCACUUCAUAGUCUGUAUAUUUGUAUGAUAGAGUGAGAGACUUUAUUUUAUACAGCAGUGCUUCAGCAGCGAUUUUAGUCUUCUGUCCUUUCAUUUUUGCCUAUUAGCUCUGGUGGGAAAUGCUCUGGCUUGAAUAUAUUAUUGUACCAUAGGAAUAGCCGCAAGUAUACAUCCUCCCUCUGCUGUCAAAGCCAUUGAACAUUUUGGUCAAUGAGUGAGUGAUUUUUUUUGGACUACAUGCCUUUGAACAUACAGCUUCUCUCAGUGACUUAUACAUACAGUACAUCUUCAGAUGUAGCCUGUGAUGACCAUUUUCCUUCUGUUUGCAUCUGGGCCACAUCGACGUUUAAAAACAAAGUAAUGCACUGACUGAGCUGAGAAGACACAUUACUGUCACUUAAAGGAAAAUACUGUAUAUUUUGUCAUCUUCCAAAUGGGUGAUGUCUCUUUGCCUAUAUAUCCUCACAGACAAUUAAGAGAUUAGCACUUUUUUUGUAAGACCUGCAUUUUCUUUUCAUCUUUGCAGUGAAAUAUGUUAAAAUGGUACCAGUGCAGAUACUGUCUGUACCUUUAGCACAUUUUUAUUGGGUAAAUGAAAAGCUUUGGUAUUGGCAGAUUAAAAAAAUGUGUGAUCUGAGCUGCAUUUGCUUAUGAAUAUUGAGUUGCAUAUUUCAUCUAUCAUAGGGUGGUAAAAGAUGCUUUUACGAUAGUUUUUUUUUUUUUUUUUUUUACACUUUUAUGUGGCUUCUUCUUAAAAGAAAAACAUGGGUCCACAAAGAAUGAAUUUCUUCUUUGCAGUGGAACAAUUUGCUGUCAGCUUUCUUCAAGGCUUCUCGUGUCAUUUAUCGGACGAUGUGCGGGUUGUGCUCUCAAACUGAAUGAGCCAAGUAAAUUUGUAAUUUCUAAUAACCAGCUCAUCAUAUACAGAUGAGAAUGGCAUUUACAUGUUUCAAUUUCCAUGGAUGUGUGAAGUUUACUGAUCCGUUUCUUCGUCUCUUACUGAUCAAUAGCUAUAAAUCUGGUAAUUGUUUCAGGCCUUAAUAGAUCUUUUUUGGUCGUGUAAAAGCAACAACUAUUUAUACCCCUGUGCAGGGCCUCUUUGAAAUAUGUUACAUGUAAAAAAAAAAAAAUUGUGAUGUCUUAAAAAAUGUGAAAUGUAUCCAUAUUAUUUAUAAAUGCCUUUAUUCUGUUGUACAUUGUUAAUAUUACCUUCAUAAAAUGUGCUUUUGGGCUUCUUUUUUGGACAAAAAUAUACCUUUCAUGUCA